Molecule: messenger RNA, 4004 nt
Organism: Archocentrus centrarchus (flier cichlid)
Lineage: Eukaryota; Metazoa; Chordata; Actinopteri; Cichliformes; Cichlidae
Gene: sun2
Product: Sad1 and UNC84 domain containing 2
Exons: 16
Coding region: 267-2147 (626 amino acids)
Cellular component (GO): meiotic nuclear membrane microtubule tethering complex; nuclear envelope
Molecular function (GO): protein-membrane adaptor activity
Source: RefSeq, a predicted model, not a curated record
UCGUUUCGCUAGCUUGCCUCCGCUGCUGUCAACAUUUGUUGCGGUGAAACCUCCGAGCUGUCACAUCGGCAGUCUUAUGGUAGGAGGCAGUCAUGCUAUCCAAAUUCAUACUUUACUUGUGGAAUUCGUCCUAAUCUAAGCUGCUGUUUGGGGGAUUGUUUCAAUAGAAUUGAACAUAACGGAUAUGUUUGUUUAAGUUCAUGAGGACUGUUAUUUCUGACAGGCAGUAUUAUUUAUCUGCGACAGACCUCAACAUAUAACGAGUCAUGUCUCGCAGAAGUUCUCGCCUGGUGUCUGGUGGCUACUACAACUCAGAUGAGGAAUCUGACUCAAGUAGCGUGACCAACAUAUCCAUAUCCUACCGUGAAAACCCUGUUAAGGUUUUCAAGAAGAAGAUUGGAACCCGCAAGCCUGGCUCCCGUACCUCAAGUAGAGCCAAUAGCAAUGCUAGCUCUGCCACCCCUGAGACACCUGUCACUCCAGUCCCAUCUCCUUUGAGCAGCGAGACCCAGCCUACCAUGAGAACCGUACCUUUCGUCCCUUCCGCAGCCACCCCUCGGCCUGCCCUAAUCCCAUCAUCAACCCCGAGUCAGACACCCACUCGGUGCCAUUCGGCAUCUCCAGAAUUCAGCCCUUCCACUGGGCACUGCACCUCUAGCAGGCCAGGAUUAUGCUUCAGACCCAGCCACAAGGAGCUGAGUCAGAGCGGCAUGGACAGCUCGGGGUAUUCAUCCUCUGAGGGCACUUACAGGAAGCCCAUAACCGCCCCCUGCAGCACUGCUAGAGUCAGCAGUAACAGCGGGGAUCCAAAUACUGGAUACAGAAACAGAAUCAAAAGUGCCUUGAGUAGCCUGAGCGACUCAACCCUGUUGCUAGCUGCUGCAGUAUAUUUAAAAACACUUGAUGUGGCAGCUUUAGCAAAUUCCUCAAUCAGCAGUCGCAUGAAGAAGGCUUGUGGUGUGGUUCUCCUCCUUCUCAUCCUACUUCUAUGUCUUUGGUUGCUCCUUCCCUUGUUCGCCUCUUUCAUGUCCCGCAUGAAUGUCGCAAAGAGCCCGUCCCAGAGACAACCUGUCGUCCCUGCUACUCCUCCUCCUCCUCAACCCAACACCAUCUAUUCCACACCUGUGGUGGAUCCUACCAUCGUCUCUGCUGCAGUAGAUGAAAAGAUGCAACGUCUUCUGGUGGAACUACAGAUGAAGCAGGAACAGCUUCUCUCCCAGAUGAAGGAGAGACUGCAGCUGGAAAUGCGGGAUAUGAAGGCCAAGCUUGAGGCAGUGGACACAGGUAGUCGGCAGUAUCUGGAGCAGGAGGUCGCUGGGUUGAGCAGGCGGAUGGCAGAUUACCAGUCAGACAGCAGCACUUCUGCUGCCAGCCUCAGCCUCAGGAUCCAAGCUUUAGAGAAUCAGAAUAAUAAGCUGGUCCAGGAGUUGUCAUCCAUGCAGGUGAUGCCUCCUCCAGCCCCCUGUCCUGAUCCUACCAACGUCCCCAUCCACAAUCACCUCACACCAGAGCUCCAACAGGCCAUGGAAAAGUGGCUCACUGACCGCAUCAAGGAGCAGGAUGCAUUCAGGCUUAGCAGCACAGGGAGCUGCACAGAUUGUGGACGUCCUAUGGCUGACAAAAUGGCUGACUUUGCCCUGGAGACUCAAGGUGCCAGUGUGAUCAGUACCAGGUGCUCAGAGACGUAUCGUAUUCGUUCAGCGUGUGUGACCCUGUUUGGGUUCCCUCUUUGGUAUCCAUCAGAAAGCCCACGCACUGUGAUUCAGGGUUACCCAGUACUGCUCCCAGGGAAAUGUUGGGCGUUUCAUGGUGUCCAGGGAACUCUUGUAAUCUCUUUGUCUCACCCCAUACGGAUAACUCAUGUGACACUGGACCACCUGCCGCGUUACAACUCCCCCACCGGCCGAAUCGACUCAGCACCCAAAGACUUUGAGGUCUAUGGGAUGAAAAAUGACACCGAAGAAGGAACACUGCUGGGGACAUUCACUUACGAGGAGUACGGAGAGCCAACACAGACGUUUAAGUUGCCUAAUCCGAGCGAUGUGGUUUACCGAUUCAUGGAGCUGAGAGUUCUCAGUAACUGGGGUCACGUCGAAUACACGUGUCUUUACCGCUUCCGUGUGCACGGAAAGAUCGCCACCACGUGAGACUCAGUCAGAGUCACAUGACAGUGGGAUGGAUAGUUUAUAAAUAAAUCAAAUUCCCUUUGAUGGUCUCAGGGCCAAAUGCUACUGAAUAAGUGUUUAGUGUUGGCACACCCUUGUUUCAGCUGUGUGUCAGGAGGUGUUGCUGUUUUAUUUUAACUGCUUAAUGGCAUUUUUUUGGUGCAGCGCACAUUUGCUUUGAAUAAAAGUGUAAAAUGAGUUUCUGAAAACCAAAAAUUUACUUAGGAAAAACCAGUUGGAAGUGUAAAGUUCUGGCAGCUUUAUGCUUUCAAUCAUAUAAUUGUGCCACAAAAUCAUUUUAAAACCUUUCUUAUUACUAAUUAUUAUUACUUAUUAUCUUUUUUUUUUUUUUUUCUACUUUCCAUGUGUACAGUGCUCUGUCCCACAUGACAGCUCUCUGGUAAAAUAACAUUUUCCAUUUUGCCACUGGGAAGCCAAUAAAAAAUAAAAAAUUCUAGUUUGUCUAGGUCUGUCAGAUCUGUCACCUGAUAUCUGAACAGGUUGUUUUUUUUGUCAGGAUAUUUGUUUGAUUUUGAGGCUGAUGCGCUGCACCAGUCUGAGCAUCAGGUAGAAAUAUACAGAGGCAGCAGUGAAUGUUUUUUAAAUCAGCGUUGUUUGAUAUUCUUAAAGGAAAAUGUAAUUUCAUAUUCCUGUCAAAAGGAAAAUAUGCAGCUUGGUAAAAAUUUAUUUUAGCAAGUUUUGACAAAUGAGUUUGGAUUUUAUUUCUGGUACUUGAAUACUUGAAACGCUGUUUUUCUAACCUCUCUGACAGACGUCAUGUUGAAGCCAUGACAUCAUUGUUUGUAUUUUGUAAAUAAGGCUUAAAUUUUGUAUGAAAUACUUAACUAGGAUGGAAAAAAGUGCUAUUUAUUCGUAUAACACAGAUUCUUUUACAAAUUCAUGUGCUCUGUCCAUUUUGUAGGUUUAAAGAUGUAAUAAUAAUUAUUGUCAUUUAUUAUGUAAAAUCUUUAAAUUGUACCAUUCAAAACCUAGAAAACACAAUUUCACACAAUGAUUCUAAAAAAAAAUUUUUUUUUGUGCAUUUAGUCAGAAGAUGGGAGAAAAUAUUAUUUACAUUAUGAUGUGCACUAGAGGAAGUUUCAGUUCUUUGGAAUGUUCUUGUUCCUGUUUUCCAGCUGUUCAGAUUUGACAAAUUUGACUUCACUGAAGGAUCAGGACUUCUUUAUUAUUUGUAUUUUGUCUGUUUAAUAGAUGUUGAUAUUUACAAGUUGUUAAAAGGAGACAGUGUCAUUAACAUGCAUUUUUAAUUUGAAAUGAAAUUAUAUAUUUUUGGAAAAAAAACUUGCAUUAAUAUCUGUUUUAUGAAUGAUUGUUUACAUUCUUUAAAGCUGGUGCACUGCAGACUAUAAAGUGAAAGUAACUGUAAACUAACACACUGAAUUUUAAUUCACAUGUUAAUUUACAGUUUUUACUUUAAGUGUUAAAAAGCUUGAUUUUGCUUAACUAAAUGUUACAAAUAUAACGUGUCUAAUAGACUCAUAUUUCCUAAAGCAUCCUCAGUGUUAUCUGCAGGUUUCCAUUGCCGUGUCCUGAGCGUACGUCUCACACUGCAUCAUUCCUCUUAUGUGGUAUAAAUCUGUAUAGAGACCAGUGUUUCAGUUUAGGUGAUCAGACUCAAUCAGGUUCAUUUUCUCUGUCCGUAAAUGUUAACUUGUGUUUUUCACAAUCAAGGAAAAUGACAAAAAGUUUACUUUUCUGUUUGUAUUCAGAAAUAUUUCACAUGGUACCCUGAAGUGUUCUGCAGAGUAUUUUACUAAAUUUCUUUUUGUAAGCCAAAAUUGGAUAUUUCAUUUCUAAAAUAAAACAAUGCAAUAUGUC